Messenger RNA from Paramecium sonneborni, 708 nucleotides. The record is from the annotation of a GenBank genome assembly. NCBI's taxonomy places the organism in Eukaryota, Ciliophora, Oligohymenophorea, Peniculida, Parameciidae.
CAAAUUGAUUUCAUGAGUGUUCCAAUUAUUACCUAGUUUAUUAAUGUAACACUAAGACGAGACUUCCAACAUCAUUAUACAAAUUCAAGAAGAGUGUAAAAUUGUUGUAGAUCUUACUCAAUUAAGGAGAGAGCAUUACAACGUAUUAUCAAAAAAAGAAAAAGAUGAGGCUUUGUUAAUGCUAGGACCAAAUCCUUUAUUUAAUGAUUUUAAAACAGUAAGUUAAGCUUUUGGAACCACCAUUAAAAAUUUAAAAAGAUGGCUUAGAUGUGGUACAGAAAGAAAAAAAGGAUGUGGCAGAAAAAAACUUAAUCCCUAUGCAGAGAAGUAGUUGAUUGAUUGGGUUAUAGAGAAAGUUUAACAAACAGGCAAAAAGAUAUCGAGAUAAGAAUUAAGAGGCAAAGCAUUAGAGUUAUUCAAAAAUUAGCAUUUUUGUGCAUCAAAAGGAUUUCUUGAUAAAUUUGUAAAAUCCUAUUAAUUAAAGAAUAGGAUGAAUGAGUAAUGUAUUCUUAAUAAACUAGAAUCCUAAAAAGGAUUGGAAAAUUAAACACUAAAAACUUUUACAAAAAAUCAAAAUAGAUUUAAACCAAAAUUGAGGAAGAAUUAUAAGUAGAAACUGUUAAAAAAGAAGAAGAAAUAGAAGAAGUCAAAAUAGAAAAUAUUAAUUUAAAACACAAUAAAAACUGUUCUGUGUUUUAAAUUUAAUGA